Messenger RNA from Ricinus communis (castor bean), 1406 nucleotides. RefSeq names its product mitogen-activated protein kinase kinase 6. Lineage: Eukaryota; Viridiplantae; Streptophyta; Magnoliopsida; Malpighiales; Euphorbiaceae. Gene Ontology annotation, biological process: protein phosphorylation. The record is from RefSeq and is a predicted model, not a curated record. Gene Ontology annotation, molecular function: protein serine/threonine kinase activity; ATP binding. Gene Ontology annotation, cellular component: cytoplasm. The coding region runs from base 122 to 1189 and encodes 355 amino acids. The transcript is spliced from 8 exons.
UUCUCCAUAAAAAUUGAAAAUUCUUCUUCUUCUCUCUCUCUCUCUCUCCUUUCCUUCCCUGUUUCCGGAAAAAGUUUUGAAACCCUAACAACUCCAAACAACAGAAGAAGAAGAAGAAAAAAUGAAGAUAAAGAAGCCAUUGCAGCAACUGAAGCUCUCUGUUCCUACUCAAGAGACUCCCAUCACUUCCUUCUUAACUGCCAGCGGUACAUUUCAUGACGGAGAUUUGCUUUUGAAUCAGAAAGGUUUGCGACUCAUCAAUGAAAAUAAUGAAUCUCGUGGUAUUACAGAGAUAAAGGAGGUUGAUAUUGAAUUUUCAUUGGAAGAUCUUGAGACAAUUAAAGUGAUUGGAAAGGGAAGUGGAGGUGUUGUCCAACUUGUUCGUCAUAAAUUCAUUGGGACAUUUUUUGCUCUCAAGGUUAUCCAGAUGAAUAUACAAGAGGAAAUUCGCAAACAAAUUGUACAGGAGCUGAAAAUAAACCAAGCCUCACAAUGUACUCAUGUUGUUGUUUGUCACCACUCGUUCUAUCACAAUGGAGCUAUUUCGCUUGUGUUAGAAUACAUGGACCGUGGGUCUCUUGCAGAUGUCAUUAGACAAGUUAAAACAAUUCUUGAACCUUAUCUCGCGGUUGUCUGUAAGCAGGUGUUACAAGGACUUUUAUACUUGCACAAUGAACGACAUGUCAUACAUAGGGACAUUAAACCAUCCAAUCUUUUAGUGAACCAUAAGGGGGAAGUGAAGAUCACUGAUUUUGGUGUGAGUGCAAUGCUGGCUAAUUCUAUGGGUCAAAGGGACACUUUUGUUGGAACUUAUAAUUACAUGUCGCCAGAGCGAAUUAGUGGAAGUACCUAUGAUUAUAGCAGUGAUAUCUGGAGUUUAGGCUUGGUAGUACUUGAGUGUGCUAUAGGGCGGUUUCCUUAUAUGCAAUCUGAAGAUCAACAAAGUGGCCCAAGCUUUUAUGAACUUCUGGAAGCCAUUGUAGAAAGCCCACCACCAUCUGCUCCGCCAGAUCAGUUCUCUCCGGAGUUCUGUUCAUUUGUAUCUGCCUGUUUAUGGAAGAAUCCUCAAGACAGGGCAUCAUCUUUAGACCUCCUGAGUCACCCUUUCAUCAAGAAGUUUGAAGACAAAGACAUAGAUCUUGAAAUUCUGGUAGGCAGCUUGGAACCUCCUGUGAACUACCCUAGAUAGUUUGUCUUCUUGUAUGUCAAGCCAAGAUAAUUUGUCUUGUACCGUCUCUGUUGAUUGUGCAGCCAAGUUAACUUGUCUUGUGAUGCUGUAUCAAAUAUAAAAUGUUUGACAUCAGGACUCAGCUGUGAGUCUUGAUCGAAUGUUACAGAAAAAGUUACAUUGUAUUAUCAAAGCAAAUGAUUUACUAUAUAGAUCUUUCCUACAUUUUCGAGCAUUA